AACCCAAAACAACGAAACUAAUCAAAUCUCCCAAUUCCAAAGCCACCCUCAACAAACCCUCUCCCCAUUUCCUAUUUCAUGGCCGUUGUCCGUGGUCGCCGACAGCUCAAUCUCCGCCUUCCUUUGCCGGAAAUCUCGGAGCGCCGCCCUCGCUUCCCUCUCCCCCUCCCUCCUUCCGCCGCCACUUCCGACACCAACCACAACAGCAACAACAACAACUGGUUAUCUGCUUCUUCCGCCGACAUCUCCGCGGCAGACGUCGAAAAACUCAACGUCCUCGGGCACGGCAACGGAGGAACCGUCUACAAAGUCCGCCACAAGAAGACCUCCCUGACAUACGCCCUUAAGCUCAUCCAUGGCGACUCCGACUCCACCGUCCGCCGACAGCUUCUCCGCGAGAUGGAGAUCCUCCGCCGCACCGACUCCCCUCACGUCGUCCACUGCCAUGGAAUGUUCGAGAAGCCCUCCGGCGACAUCGCCAUCCUCAUGGAGUACAUGGAUUUCGGAACCCUCGAGACGAUUCUCAAGGCCGACGGCACUUUCUCGGAACCCAAACUCGCUUACGUCGCCAGACAAGUUCUCAAUGGCCUCAAUUAUCUUCACUCGCACAAGAUCAUCCACCGAGACAUUAAGCCAUCGAAUCUCCUCGUCAACAGAAACAUGGAAAUCAAGAUCGCCGAUUUCGGAGUCAGCAAAAUCAUGUGUCGGACGUUGGACGCGUGUAAUUCCUACGUCGGAACCUGCGCGUACAUGAGCCCGGAGAGGUUCGAUCCCGAGACGUACGGAGGCAAUUACGACGGCUACGCUGGGGAUAUAUGGAGUUUGGGGUUGACUCUGAUGGAGCUCUAUUUGGGCCACUUUCCGCUCCUUCCGGCGGGGCAGAGGCCUGAUUGGGCGACGCUGAUGUGCGCGAUCUGCUUCGGCGAGCCGCCGACGCUGCCCGACGGCGUUUCAGAGGAGUUUCGGAGCUUUAUUGAGUGUUGCUUGCAGAAGGAGUCCAGCAAGAGGUGGUCGACGUCCCAGCUUUUGAGUCACCCCUUCUUGUGUAGAGAUUCGAGAACCGAGUGGUGAAUUUUAGGAAUAUCGGACGCAGUUUUGGAUGCUCUGCUUUUUUAGAGUUCAUCGUAUAUACUGACCGGAUUCGGAUAUUCUGUUUUUCCCCUUGUACAGUCUUUAAUUUAUUUCUUUUGUGAUAGCAUUUCUGAAGUUAAAUCGUAACAAUCAGAAAAUGUUUCUACAAGUUGGAAUUUUGUCAUGCUCUUGUUUCAGCUCUGGUGGAGGUUUCUUUCACAAAUGAGAAAAGUGAAUUGGGACAUGUUCAUUUUUUUUUUUUUUU
Molecule: messenger RNA, 1336 nt
Organism: Morus notabilis
Lineage: Eukaryota; Viridiplantae; Streptophyta; Magnoliopsida; Rosales; Moraceae
Product: mitogen-activated protein kinase kinase 9
Exons: 1
Coding region: 79-1071 (330 amino acids)
Biological process (GO): protein phosphorylation
Cellular component (GO): cytoplasm
Molecular function (GO): ATP binding; protein serine/threonine kinase activity
Source: RefSeq, a predicted model, not a curated record